AUGAGCGGACCCGGCAGCAGCCCUAAUGAAAAGGUGGUCAAGCAAAAUGAAGACCCAGGAGAUCCAUUCUCUGAGUUUACCAAUGCCCACGUCCCCGCAGGGAGUCCUGAAACAAGGCUAUUGUCCGCCUUCAAGAACGACACUCACACCAGGAAGGCUUAUCUGGCCGGGAGAGAGUAUUACAGUGAGGAAGGGAAGACCUUUGAACUGCGUCUUGUUCGAAAAAUAAAGCAACAGCGAAGCACUGAUCCCACUUCUCGUCCGGAGUAUCCAUCCUCUCUUGGUUUGACAGAAUUCACCAGGCGAGCCACGGAGGUAGCUUUGGGGAAGAGCUCUCGGGCCAUCAUGGAGGAUCGGGUGUUAGGUGUCCAAACUCCUGGCUUCACUGCUGCCGUGCGUCUUGGGGCUGAACUCCUGAGACACUGGUAUGACGUCUGUGCUGUUUGGAGCGGGCCAGUCUACCUCUCCUCCCCCUGUGAUGACUCAUUGGCUGGUAUCUUCCAGGCAGCAGGGAUCCAAGAUAUCCGUGAUUAUUAUUACUGGGAUGACACACAGCGGAACGUUUGUUUGGAGAAGCUUCUGGAGGAUCUUUCGAAGGCUCCACAGCAAAGUGUUGUUGUUCUGUCAGCAUCUGCCCACUAUCCUACCGGAGCAGACCUCUCUCAGAAUCAAUGGGCUGUGAUUGCAAAUGUCAUCAUGAGGCGGAGGCUUUUCCCCUUUUUCUUGCUGCCUCCUCAGGCGCUCUGCUAUGGAGAUUUAGAGCGGGGUUCCUGGCCUGUUCAUUACUGUGCAUCGCAGGGGAUGGAGCUCCUCUGUGCUCAGUCCUUCUCCCACUGCUUUGGACUAUAUGGUGAGGCUGUCGGGCACCUUCUGUGUGUCUUAAAGCAGAACUCCCUCCUGUUUUCCAUGGAGUCUCAAGCUGUCAAAAUAGUGAGGUCGCUCUGGGCGCAGCCAUCCGUAGGAGGAGCACAUGUUGUUGCUACAGUGCUCAGUAACCCAGGCCAUCUUAUUGAAUGGAAGGAAGAAGUCAAGUGCAUUGUGGAGCGAUGUAUGCUGAUCAGAGAACUUUUGAGAGAAAGGCUGAGGCUUCUGGGGACUCCGGGUUGCUGGGACCAUCUGACUCAGCAAGGUGGACUCUACUGUUUUAUAGGCUUGAAUGGCGAACAGUUAGAAUUUUUGUCCAAGAAGAGACACGUGUAUCUGUUCACCAGUGGCUGUUUAAACGUGAGUGCAAUCAACAGUCGUAACUUGGACUAUAUCGUCGAGUCCAUUCAUCUGGCUGUGACCACUUCAUUCUAA
This is a messenger RNA of Cyclopterus lumpus (lumpfish), 1299 nucleotides long. RefSeq names its product glutamic-oxaloacetic transaminase 1 like 1 (gene got1l1). Gene Ontology annotation, biological process: L-aspartate biosynthetic process. The record is from RefSeq and is a predicted model, not a curated record. The transcript has 8 exons. The coding region runs from base 1 to 1299 and encodes 432 amino acids. Lineage: Eukaryota; Metazoa; Chordata; Actinopteri; Perciformes; Cyclopteridae. Gene Ontology annotation, molecular function: L-aspartate:2-oxoglutarate transaminase activity; pyridoxal phosphate binding. Gene Ontology annotation, cellular component: cytosol.